UGAAUUUAGCUUAAAACGAUCGGAUCGCCAUCAAAACAGGUAGAUACUUUGUGAAAAUGCACUCAAUGGCCAGUCGAAAACAGGUAACCGACGAGUGAGUACGCGUAAAGUUUGGUUUAUAGAUGUGUUAGUUUAAAUAACAAAAGGUGUAUCUCAAGGUAAUCUGGAAGUUUUGUGAUAUUUUGUGUGCGAGAUAUAGUCUUUGUGACUGUGUGUAACUUGUUGGUGUCGACUAUAAAAAAAAUAAGAAACAUUUACUUGGAUAACACUAAAAAAGUAAAUAAAAAGAAUAACGACAUUUUUGCAUUUUGUCUUUAUGCAGUUUAUAAAAUGAUGCGCCUGAGAAAAUCUGCAAAAAUGACAAAAUCAACGACAACGAUAGCCGCCGCCAUGCCGUUGUUGGUCAUCGUCCUCAUCGCCAUUCAGUUGCACAACCCUGUUAUGGGUCAAUCGAAUUACGCUUCUCAUGCCAACAAUGUUGAAUAUCAAGGCGAAGGACUGCCAGAGGAAGCGACUCUCGAUGGAAAGGUGACUAAGCUUGAUGAUCUAAGUCCAAUUAUUUUCCUAAAUCGCACCAAAGCGGCAUUAAAUUGUGCAGCUGGAUCAAUGCAGGUUGGUCUAAAAUUCAAUGAACCAUUUUUUGGCAUUGCUUAUGCUGAUUUUGAUAGAAAUAGUGCCUGUCAGGUACUUGGAAAGGGUGAACUUAGCUAUAAUUUAGAACUGCCAUUAAAAGGAUGUGGAACUAAACAGGAACCACAACGUGUCUUCACAAACAACAUUGUUGUACGUUUUCAUCCAGGUCUUGAAAUGGACGGUGAUGAAAUAAUAACCAUUGUAUGUCGCUAUCCACCACCAGUUCCAUCAAUUCCACCGGGUCUUCCAGCACCAAUCUUAAAUGAACUUGUAACUGGAGCAAUUGUUGAGCCUCCUUUAAAGGGCAUUCAAAUUCUUAUGAUUAUCUGUGGAAUUAUGUUCCUUACAUUGUUACUUCUUGGUUUGGCUGUAUCAUAUUACUGCCUUCGUCGUACACCUAUUCCAAUUGUCCGACGACUUCCAAUGUCCAUGGGAAGUGGUUCCGAAAUCACAAAACUUAGCGACAGCAGUCUUGGAAAUCUAUCGAACUUUGAAGUUUUGAAAAUCCCAAGAGCUCAUGCUGCACUUGCUGCCGUCCAUAGUUCGUCAGGAAGUGAAGGUGUACUCAUUCCAUCUGACUAUCCUAGUGAAUCACAUUCAGAAAUUGAAGAAAUUGAUACAAGGUCCUUGCCAUUCAGCUCAGCUGGAAGCUUUGAAAAUCGUGCCUUUGUUCAAGAAACUUCAAGCAUUUACAGCGAAAACUACGGUCACACUCAAGAAUUCCAAACUUCUAAUGCUGUAGCCAGUACUGUUCCCCGACUUCCCAUCGCUGCCAAGGAAUCUUCACCUAAAUUUGACGUUCAAGUUCGAGUGAAAAAGUCCCCACCACCACCUCCAUCACCACAAACAUCCGAUACAGAAAGUGUUGCAACUUUACGCCAUGAACGCAACAAUCUCUCCACCAUCAUGGAAACCCAUGAAGACCGUGAAAGUGUAAUAACAAUGGACUCUCUGCCCCAAGACAAUGCUCAAAGCCAAUUCACCUAUGUUCCUGAACUGCAUUCUGCCCCGAAAGCUGAACUACCACCACAACCGGUAUUUUCAGUUUACACCAGAACUCAUCACGAGCUCAAUCCACGUCAAGAGACUUGGUCAGAAGACUACACUGAUGGACAAGCUGCAAGUGAAACAAGAAGUAUCAUUUCCAUGGAUUCAGAAGUCAAUGAUAUGCAUUCUGUUGGUGAAUUAGUAGACACAUCACAUUACUUCGAAACUCAAUACCUUCCUGAACCGCCAAUUGUUGUUAAGAAACCUCAAAUUUCAUCGCACACUGUUGAUGAUGUCUUUUUGCGAACUAUCACUGAGAAGAAGACUAUUGAAGAUAUUGAAAGCCAUAAGCGAAGAAUCACCGAAUAUAAGCCUAGACCAGUGCCAGAUCCAACCUGGGAUGUUACCAUUCGAAAUUACCCCAGUGAAAGGCAACAACAACAAUGGGAGAACUUCUCUGAUAUCUCAAGUGCUUCUGGAAUGACUCUGACUCCGAAGAUGGAACGUUCUACUUUAAGUAUUCCACCGCCACAACAUAUCGAAGAGAUUGGCAAACAAUUGACAUCACCCCAACUUGUCGGCAAUAUGAAACCAAUUGAAAUUCCGCCAGAGGACAAGGCCGUUCCCAAUUGGGAUGUACUUAUUCGAGUUUUGGAAGAACCACAGGAAAACAUGCCCGAUGUUAUUGACGAUGCCAGUUCGAUUCAAUCAAGUGUGCAUCCGCAUACAUUAGUCCGACAUAUCAGUUAUGAUGACAAAGCAAAAUGGAAAGAAAUUAUUACCACAGAAUCGUCCUUGAGAACAAUGUUAACUGAAGCUGUAAUUAGAGAAGAUUUUGAACGAAUUCGUCAAGAUACCCGUUAUGAGAGAAUCUUUGAACCCCAAACUUGGGAUGUGAUUGUAAGAAUUCUAGCACCACCAGUUGAUGAUAGUAGUGAUGAACCAGCAGCUGUAAGGCGUUCAAAGAAGAAGGAAGCAUGGGAUACCCGUUCACGACGCAGUUCAUUGCCAACUUUGUACGAAUAUGAUAGUGAUGGAGGUUCAAGUGUGCGUACAAUUAGAAAUGAUCCAAUUCAACCUUCAUCUUCGACAAAUUCUUAUCAACCCAGUGGAAGAUCUCGUCGUAAUUCAAGGUCUUCAUAUCGUUCGGAUAAUAUUGAUUUCCGUUCAAUGUCAGAGAUGACAGUUGAUUUCGCUCGGCCUGAUCAUUUGGAUAAUAUGUCAGAUGCAAGUUCAUUCUAUCCAAAUCAAUAUUUUGGUGAUGAAGAGUCAUUUGAUAGACGAUCAUUUAAUCGUUCGAUAAGCCAUCCCAGUUUGGCACGUUCGGCUAGUGAAUUUACCGAACAUUGGGCUGCUCCGGAUAAUUCGGAUAUGUCGUCACCGGAAACAACUCCGAAAUCGAGGAGAUCUCAACGAAUGGUGACCACAUUCCAAAGCAAAGGUCCAGCACCACCACCGCCACCACGUGCUGGACGAACUGUAACUGAGACUCAAACCCAAUAUGUUGAGUCACAUACAAGUACAUUCCACACAGAAAACGAAGCACGCCCACGAGAUUGGUAGAGAAAAUCUCUAAAUAUACACACACACGGAUAUAAUUAUAAAACAUAUCCGAGUAAAGAACCGAAAUUUAACACAUAAUACUACAAAUAAAUAUAAUCGUUGGAUUAUUUUGACAUUAUCACUGCUAAAACAAAAAUAGUCAAAUUAAGAUUUAUGUUGUAAUUAAAAUUGAAAUUAAAAAAAAAAUGCAGGACUGGCGGAAAUUGUUUAUGGUGUUCAAAUCAAAAUAGUGCCAAUUUAUCUAGGUGUGAAUUAAAUAAAGAAAAAGGUGAUAAUUAACUUUUUUUUUUGUGAAUUCACUAUAAUUUAUUAGUACACCUUAUUCAAUUUAAAACAAAUUUGAUCUAGAUAUACUCUUUCAUUAAAUUAUAAACGUUUUUAGAAUAUUUGUAAUUGGUCUUCUAGGAACACUGUGAUAUUUUUUUUGAAAUAUCUGUUUAAACAAGAAAACCCUAAUAAGUAAAUAGUGAAGCAAAAA
This is a messenger RNA of Episyrphus balteatus (marmalade hoverfly), 3661 nucleotides long. RefSeq lists its product as uncharacterized. The transcript is spliced from 10 exons. The coding region runs from base 331 to 3183 and encodes 950 amino acids. NCBI's taxonomy places the organism in Eukaryota, Metazoa, Arthropoda, Insecta, Diptera, Syrphidae. The record is from RefSeq and is a predicted model, not a curated record.